CUCACAGGAAGCAGAAAGUUAACGAGUGUUCACUUCACGCCUCUUACUCGAUUAGCAACGCUUGAAAAUCGACGGAUUAUUUGCCCUUCAUUCAACUAAAGAGUAAAAAAAGCAACUAAUUACCCAUUCGCAGGAAUUAAAGACGCAGAAGGCGCAGUUUGUGGUGAUUUUCUCCAGAUAAGUGAAAUGGCAGAAGCCAGUAUUUCAGUGGAUCGGAAUCGGCUCACUUGUCCAGUGUGUUUGGAUCUACUGAACGAUCCAGUGACGAUUCCCUGUGGACACAGUUACUGUAUGAGCUGCAUCACAACCAGCUGGAAUCUGGAGGAUCAGAGGGGAAUUUACAAAUGUCCAUUAUGCAAUCGGACCUUCACUCCAAGACCAGUUUUACAUAAGAAUGUGAUGUUUGCUGAGAUGGUGGAGGAACUAAAGAACACAAGUCUCCAAGCUGCUACUCCUGCUGCUGAUCCUCCUGCAGUUGAUCACACUGGAUCUGAGGAUGUGCCGUGCGACUCCUGCACUGAAAAUAAACAGAAAGCAGUGAAGUCGUGUCUGGAGUGCCAAAGAUCCUUCUGUCAAAAUCACCUUCAACUACAUGAGAGCCUCUUCAGAGGACACAAUCUUAAGGAAGCCACUGGACAACUGCGGGAGAUGAUCUGCCCUCAACAUGGUAAAAUGUUGGAAAUUUACUGCCGUACUGACCAGCAGUGUAUCUGUAUGCAGUGUUUGGUGGAUGAACACAAAAAUCAUGACACUGUAUCAACCGAAGAAGCAAGAAUAGAAAAACAGAGGCAUUUUGAGGAAACAUUGAUAGAAACACAGAUGAUCAUCCAGCAGAGACAGGAAGAGCUGAGAGAGGCUGUGGAGUCUCAUAAGCGCUCUGCACAGACUGCAGUGGAAGACAGUGAGAGGACGUUCACUGAGCUCAUCUCCUCCAUUGAGAGACGUCACUCUGAGGUGACGCAGCUGAUCAGAGAUCAGGAACAAGCUGCAGUGAGUCGAGCUGAAGAACGACUGGAGCAACUGGAGCAGAAGAUCGAUGAUUUGAGGAGGAGAGAUGCUAAGAUGAAGCAGCUUUCACACACACAGGAUCAUGUUCAUUUCCUUCAGGGUUUGCCGUCUCUCUAUUGCCCUGGAUCUACAGAUGGCUUCGGUAUCAGUUCUCAUCUGUGUUUUGACAACAUAGUGAGAUCACUCUCACAAAUCACAGACAAAGUGCAGCAGUUAUCCAGAGAGACUAUUGAAAAUACUUAUAGAAUAGUGGAAUCCAUCAAUGUCAUUGGAGCUCCUGAAUAUCAGACCAGAGAGGAGUUCCUACAAUAUUCCCGUCUGUUGACUCUGGAUCUGAACUCAGUGAGUAGUUGGCUCCGUCUGAUUGAGGAAAACACAGUGAUCACUUACUCUGACACAAGUCUGCCAUAUCCCGAUCAUCCAGACAGAUUUAAUUAUUGGUGUCAAGCAUUGUGUGUCGAGAGUUUGACUGGACGCUGUUACUGGGAGGUGGAGUGGGCUGGUAAUGGGACAUUAGGAGUAGUUAUAGGAGUGGCAUAUAAGAGCAUCAGCAGGAAGGGAGAUGGUCCUGAUAGUGUAGCUGGGUUUAAUGAUCAGUCCUGGAGUUUAUAUUGCACUCCCACUUUCUGCUCAUUCUGUCACAAUAACAUCGAGACUGUCCUUCCUGUAGUGUCCAGUAGAAUAGGAGUGUAUGUAGAUCACAGCGCAGGGAUUUUGUCCUUCUACAGUGUUUCACACACAAUGAGCCUCAUCCACAGAGUCCAGACCACAUUCACUCAGCCGCUCUAUGCUGUGUUUGGAUUAGAUAGACAGGCAGCAAUGAAACUGUGUUGUCUGACCAAUUAAAUCUUGUAGAGGUUAUACCAAUUAAUUUUUUAUAUCCACUAGUGAACCCUUUGAGCAUCUGUAUUUCUGCAUUGAAUCCAUAUCAGAUGAGUUCUUAUCUUAAUUUGACUUAAAAUUGUAGACAAACUCAAUCAGACUAAACUAAUAACUCAAAAAGUAUUGUACAUUCACAGUAGGGGUGGGGGGAAAAAAUCAAUUCACAUAUGAAUUGCGAUUCUAUCUUCCGCUGAUUUAAAUUGAUUCACAAAUUUCAAAAAUCAAUGUUCUAAAUGUUUAUUAAUGACAUGAUGUCAUGUCAAAGAAGGCGAAAGUCACCUGCAAGAGGCUUGCAAUGGAGGAAGCAUUAUGACUGAAGCUUACUUGAUAUGACCACACUUCCUAUAUCAAUAACUUGAUGAAUAGAUAAUAGCCUUAAGUAAUGUUUAGUUACAAGCUUUUCUUGCAAUCUUUCUGUGUACAGGUACUUCUACUACUUCUGCAAUAUUAUAAAACUCUCCUGAUAUUAAAGCACAAUUACAGAAGAAUAAAAUAAAGCAUAUAUCGUUACCUUUUAGAGCUUGGAAGGGUUCAUUUUGAGCAGAUUCAACCACCAGAUAAUUAGGACACAAACGUUCAAUGCCAAUCUAUGUAUUUAUUCACUGACAUAAAGACUCAGAUAUUGUAUUUCAGCCUAGUAGGAUGAAACUGUCACAUAUCAUCUGCAAUACUUGAAUGAAGGCAUUCAAAUUUGCUGAUAUUCCCUUUUACUAUACUGCAUUUUUAUUCAACUUGCACCUCUUUAGGUGUGCAUUUGCUAUGCCUUAUUCACUCUACUAUUCUGAUAUCAAACAUUUAUAAAUACAGUGAAUGAAUGAAUGAAUGAAUGUUGGAUUAAAGAAACUCAUGACAUUUACCAAUGAAACAUUGCCUUUUUAUUUACACAGUUAAUGGCUAAAUAAAAGGGUUAUUAUUGAUCACUAUCAGGAUGUGAAGAGAGUUUCAACCAGUACAACACAAAAGUGUUUAUGAAAAACACUGCCUAACCUACCUUUAAUGACAAUCUACAGCCCAAUUCCCUAUGGACAAAAUCAGGUCCCGCUCUACAUUUAUUCUUGUUUGUCAAGCCGUUUCACUCGGAAAUACAUCAAAACG
Megalobrama amblycephala (Wuchang bream) is the source of this 2985-nucleotide messenger RNA. RefSeq names its product tripartite motif-containing protein 16-like. The record is from RefSeq and is a predicted model, not a curated record. The coding region runs from base 187 to 1854 and encodes 555 amino acids. Gene Ontology annotation, molecular function: protein binding; zinc ion binding. NCBI's taxonomy places the organism in Eukaryota, Metazoa, Chordata, Actinopteri, Cypriniformes, Xenocyprididae. The transcript is spliced from 7 exons.